AUGCUCGACGGAACUCGGCUGCGACAGUCCUGGUAUGAAGCGUUAGAGAAUGCGCAGACCACAUUCAGGCAGCAUCUCACUUCGCACUCGGCGCCGGAGUGGAAGCGGGUUAAUGUUGAAGGUUCACAAUCUAGCGUAAAGGGCAAAGGAAGAGCCUCGGCAGAGCCUCAUCUCACUGAUGUCUUGCUCCAUCGCAAAGUAGUCAAGGGAGAGCCUGUGUAUCGAGCAGUCUUAGACGUGUCGGCAGCAGAUGAGGCGACUUCGACACUUGAGGCAUGCAAGGCCGUACUGGCGACACCGGAGUUGAGGAAGGAAUGGGAUACUGCAGUGGAAAGGGCGCAGUUGCUUGAGAUGUUUGAUCAGGCAACGAGGAUAUCGAAGACGAACUUUACGCUGGGUUGGCCCGCGAGUCCCAGAGACGCUGUCACUAUUUCACGAACAUUUAAUGAUGCAACGACCCUCAUCGACAUAUCUACAUCUCUCCCUCGUUCACCUGAUGAACCAACCUACCUGAGACCUUCCCCGCCCUAUGUUCGCUCUCAAGUAGGUCUCUUUGCUUGGUGUAUACAACAAGUCCAACAGGCGAACGGCACCUCUCGUCUCCGUUUCACCUGCUUUUGGCAGCACGAUCUCCGCGCCUUGUGGAACUUCGGCACCACUUUUAGUUUCGGACAGCAGCUCUGUGCGAUGAUGGUCGGCUUCUACAAGACUGUCAAGACCCGUGGUCCCCGUAUACCUUUGCUUACAGGGUACGGCAACGGCGUAUCCGUGGAGCGAGUUCGUUUCCAAGUUGACAGGGAAGCUCUGACCGUGGACUACUCUAUCGUUCCCGAAGACGAUGAUCAUUCGAAACAGACGCAUGCCCUUCCUGGUGAACAAGGCCUGGAAGAGUUGUCUGCAAUCCGAGAGCAUCGGCGACUGACCCGCUCGGUUGAGUGGGCAUUGCCUUCUGGUGAGGGCUGGGACGUGCAGGUCACCACCAAGGCAUCCUGUGAUCAGGUUGCUCACCUGCCAUGGACGGCCCAUGCUUUCCGAGACAAGUCGUCGUUGAGUACCAACAAGAACAAGGACAAAGUGGUGCUCAGUGUGAAACACGCGUCUCUUCCAAACGACCACUCGGUGCUGAAGGUUCGCGUCGUUAUCGAGGUCUCUGGCCCAUCGAGCGGAUGGCGUCUAAACGGCAUACCGCAAUCAAUCGAAGAAGUGGAGGAGCGCGACCCUUCGUACUUCAUGUCCAAGUCCAUUCUGCAGGACACAACGAGCUUGGCCGAUGUCAGCUUCCGGUCCCAGUCGACCCAAAACACAUCUACUACCAUCGGCACAUCCAGUACGUCGACGAUUCCAGAGCCUCCACCAAUUGCGAAGGUGACUACCGAGCGCCCGGCCGCUGCGGAGCGGUCCAUACUCUCUCGUGUCAAGAGAAACUAUAUUUACUUCUCGUCAUUGCUUCAAGAACCGGAAGCUAAGUGGAAGCGGACUACCGAGGCCAAAGGCGUGUCGGUAGCACAGCUGGAUUCCAUUGACCCGACCCUCGUGGUGUAUAGGGCGGAAGCGACGUUCGUGGGCCUUGGACUUUGGGACCUAUACGCCGCCAUAUCCACGCCCAGUGCUCGAGUGUUUUGGGACAAGCUGUAUGACGACGCAGCAUUUCUGGAGGACGUUAACCAGCUCACCGAGCUGUGGCAUCACAAAUCAAAGCCGGCUUGGCCAGUAAAUGGUCGGGAUGCUGUCGUGCUGAAAACGGUGUACAAGUCACCAACUACUAUCCACGUAUUCUCGUUCUCCGCGGACGAUCCAAACCUGUUCCCAAUGAUACCUCCAGUCGAUCCUAACGUAAUCCGUACCCAAGUUGACCUGCAAGGAUGGGCAAUAGAAGCACUUUCGCCUACAACGACUCUCGUCACACUCUUGGAGCAGUCAGACCCAAAGGGCUGGUCGAACAAAGGUUCAAUACCACAGCAAAUGAUAUCCUCUGUUGCAGGCAUCGGUGAAUUCGCGAUCAAGUGUGGCGGGCCACCCAUUGUUACCCGUCUUGAAGGCGCGAAGGCGAACGACAUGCGGUACGACCAUGACAAGGGCAGCUUCCGGAUUGAAUAUGAGGGCAGCCCGAGCCGAACAUCGUCAGCUAACUCUGAGACGAACAACGAAAUGCCCUCGACCCCAACGCCCAUGGUUGAAUGCGAGCUCCGCUGUGACCUGGACAACUGGGCGACUUCGCUCGAUAUAGUCAUCGAUCCUCCACCACAGGCGAUCGUGGCCUUGAGGCGGCAUCGCCUUUCAUCGGCAGGCGGCGGCCUCUGGCUCACCAUCACACACGACGCUAUUCACGCAGGCGACGAACGUCUCCAGGUAAUCGUACGGCGAUCUCCUCAAGGCGUCGCAAAGGAGAAGGGGUUGGUCAUGGUCAAUGGUGCAAAGGUAGAGGUGGACGUUGAAGAGCUGCUAGAUAAGGAGAUGAAGAAUCUUGCGAAGCAGAAGCGGAUUAAGCCCAUCCGCAUACCGCUCGAUCAGCCGCCCGUCAUGGGCGUCAUCCGACGGCGCAAGGCAGAGUGGGACGCCGACGAGAGCAACACGGCUGAUGAUGGCACAUCCUCAUCGGCACCUGCGAGCCCAGAACAGCUUUCGACCUCAACUCCGGCAUUUGCGACGGCGCUCACCAAAUACUGGAGCUACGCCGUCGAACAAGCAACCACGACGACACAGCAGGCCGUUGCCGCCGUCACCCCAGCGAUCGCAGCUGGCGCAGAUGCGACGCCGUCCGCUUCUAAGCCACCGAUGCAGUACGCGCUCGAGGCCUUGUCGUACCUCCAAGGUUUGCACUCGCGACCCGCGAGCGACAGCUGGACGUUGGCCGCCGGCAGCGGCUUUCCGGUGUAUCGCAAAGUUGAGCCGGAGAUCUCAGCUGUCAUUCCGGUCCACAAGGCGGAGAAGGUUAUCGAAGGGGUCUCCGCAGACGAGAUUGCGAACGUUCUCGCGAGCUAUGAGUCGAGGAAGCAAUGGGACACACGCUUCGACUCUGCGAAGGUCUUUGAGUCGUUCGGAUCGCUGUCUUAUACCGCAUUUGCUGUCCACAGGGCAGGGUUCCCCUUCCGUGAUCGUGGUUUCUACUUGGCAAACUUGCUCGCGCAGGCCAAUCUUCCCCGACGACCCGGUGGCGACCCAGAGCAUGCGAGCGACAACAGGACGGCGAUCUUCCUCGUAUCCGCAUCUUUCUCGCCAGAGUCCGUCGAGUCGUUUGCACAAACGAAAUACAACCCACAACAGCUGCCUGUUGGUCGUGUCUUUGUUGACGGGUGGAUCUUGGAGACGCUGGACCCGUACAGCUCGGAGAACUACGCCAUUCCAUCGACAAGAUGCACGAGAGUCGUCGCUGUCGACUAUGCCGGCUCGAUUCCUGCGGCGGUGAAUUCCAGCGUCAACGCGUCCUUACCGAGGAGCAUUAUUCAGCUAGAGAGCUAUUUGAAGAAUAUUUCACCACCACCGUUUACACGCAUACCACCAUCUGGCCUGCUGAUCUCAAGCAAGACGGAAUCAGACUCGAGUGAAGACUCGUGGAUUGUCCGGAGACGAGACAAGGACCGUAUUCUGGUGGCGGCGAAGUUUACCCCUGCGGAGCGAUCCUAUCGCAGCACAUUAAUGCUCGAUACAUCGCGCAGAAGGUCUGAAUCACCGACGCUCAACAUGGCUGAGCGCACACCAAGGCCGAGUUCGAUGACCGUGCGCCCGCAGACACCGUCGCGUGUAGACGGCGCAACUCCCGGCUCCGAACCGGAAUCACCUUCGGCUUUCGCUCCACGAAGCCCGCCUGCGACGAGGCGCUCUGACUCUCGCGAUAUGCGUUCGUCGUCGAUGUUUACCGUUCGCGGAGAAGUCAAGUACCCGACGGACCUCUUGGUCGGCGAGCUGGUUGUGGACACUAAACUCUAUCCGGCUGGCUAUGCAGUCGUGCUACGUUCUAGGAUUGACAAGGGCAAGCAGAGUCUAUCGCUUUCGUCGCUAGGUGAAGACCAAGUCAGCGCGAACGCGCUACCCAUCUCUGUUGCCGCUUUCACCAUGCCCCCGUCCCCACUGUUGUCCUCGGGCCUCAACACAGAUCGCCCACCAUGCCACUUGCUGCGGCUUACACUGCCCACUGCGCAGUACCAGGUGUCCACGAUCCAGGAUCCGCUGACCGGCGAGACGCGCAGCGCACCGCCUAAACCUCAGUGGGUGCUCGACCUUGAGGACGGCCGGGCGGUCAUUUCCGUCGAAGUCAAGCCCGCUGCUUUGCCUUCCGCAGAAAAAAAGGACAAGCUCGACAGCAUUACAGUUGAUGGGAAGGAAGUCGCGGUCCUGAGCGAGAAGGAAUCUCUGACGAGCAUCGGCAGAGAUGAACUUCUUGAUGGGCGUACAUCAAAGAUGGACUUGCUCGUGAGGACAGCAUCAAAUGAGGCGGUUCCACCAGAGCUGCAGUCGCCGAUAGCGGUGACGACUCAUCUCUUGGACAAAGCUCCUUCUCCUGCGACAGAUGCGUCCACAGACGACAGCACUGUAGGCCAGGCCGCGGACACACCACCUGCCACUUCACUCGAGUCUGAUGAGAAGGUACCACUGGUAAUGACGGCUUCCCACGAUGGAGCUGCCGCCGACGGUGCGAGCAGCGGCCUUCUACGCUUCCUCAAUUCAUACCCGAACCCUCUGACGCGGUUCACGGCGCCUUCUCGUCCGCUUCUCAGGUCGUUAUCGGGCUCGACAACCGUUUCCGUGCAGUCGUCGAAGCCCCCGGGCGCUUUGCCGGAACUUUCGAGUCCAUCUGUCGCGACGCUGUCUGCGCCGCGCGAGAACGUACCUGCGUACCCGCUCUCGACCGUUCUCAUCGCUGCGCUGAUAGCGUUCCUGAUCGGUUCGCUGCUGCGCUCGAUGCUAAGCCCGGCAGAUUUUGUAUAUGUCGUCUCAGACCCUAGCGAUGUCGGGGACGUGAGCUCGGGCUGGCGUGAGAUUCGACGACUGUUCGAGUUGAAGUAUAUAGUUGGUGGAUGGGACUUCCAGGUUGCUCUUGUGCGGCGGCACUAGGGAUUUGCAUGUAGCAUUCUAACCUAGAGGAUCUAAUAUGUGCGCCGUUAUCUGUACUCCUCCUAUACCCUUGUACUCCCUGCAUAUACUACUACACCAUCAUCUGCUCUAAAGAGGAAUAUCGUG
Phanerochaete carnosa HHB-10118-sp is the source of this 5178-nucleotide messenger RNA. RefSeq lists its product as uncharacterized. Gene Ontology annotation, molecular function: lipid binding. The transcript has 8 exons. The coding region runs from base 1 to 5052 and encodes 1683 amino acids. Lineage: Eukaryota; Fungi; Basidiomycota; Agaricomycetes; Polyporales; Phanerochaetaceae. The record is from RefSeq and is a predicted model, not a curated record.